AUGGAGGCUCUGCUUGCGUCAGGCCCGGGUACACAGAACAGCAUGCAAAGAAGGAAACCAAGAAGCUCCUCUCUUCAACCUCCACCCGUCUUGUCUCCUCUGGCCAUGGAUGGCUGCCUCCCUCCCCAUACUCAACCACAAACCUCACACCAACUCGUUGAAUUACCCUCCCGCUCGGAAUCGAUGGUGAAGGGAUGCUGGUACCCGUGCGACGGCACUUGGGAGGCGCUGUGGUGCUCCGGCCACAAGAGUCUGAGCGGCUUUUCCGACUGUUUCGGCACCUCUCGGCCGUCGGAUGCGCGGGACUUCGGUUCCUGGCAGAAUGUGAGAAUAUGGGAGCAUUGUAGGAAGGAUAGAAGGGGUGGAGCAGAAGAAACAGUCUACAUAGAGGUUGCCUCUGGUUUCACUACCAUCUACAAUCAUAUUGAUUAUCGUCUCGUUCUCCGCUAUUCUAUUUUUCACCGGUAUUCAGCUUCCAAUCUAGCGACACGAAACUCCGCCUCUUUGUUUUGUCUGCACUGCAAGCCGUUCUAG
Mycena indigotica is the source of this 534-nucleotide messenger RNA. RefSeq lists its product as uncharacterized. Lineage: Eukaryota; Fungi; Basidiomycota; Agaricomycetes; Agaricales; Mycenaceae. The coding region runs from base 1 to 534 and encodes 177 amino acids. The transcript is spliced from 4 exons. The record is from RefSeq and is a predicted model, not a curated record.